Messenger RNA from Dicrocoelium dendriticum, 927 nucleotides. The record is from the annotation of a GenBank genome assembly. NCBI's taxonomy places the organism in Eukaryota, Metazoa, Platyhelminthes, Trematoda, Plagiorchiida, Dicrocoeliidae.
AUGUUGCGUCCAACCAAAGCCAACAGAGCACAGUCAGUCUUUUCCCUAGGACCUGACGAACCUGCAUUAGUUGAUCACGAUGGGAGGGCGCGCAGCACGUCUGGCCCUCGGUCAACGAAAUCGAGCAAAAGUGUGGCCAUGGACGAGUCAGCCACAUUGGAGGAACAAUUCCAGACAAGUGAAAGGGAACUGGAUUGGGAGACAAGUUCAGAGCACUUGGAAUACCUGGAGCAGAGAAUAGACCAGUGGCUCGCAAAGUCAGAGACGUUGACCAUCAGUCGAUCGGCUCGGUCUGCCCUUGUGGAACCAUUGAGAAGAUUCAGACCACAGACCAGUCGCAGCCGAAUAAAAACUGGGAUCACAGUUUACUUAUACCCAAGGAGAAGCGGUACGGCAGCGUCUGCUAGUCCAUUUCCACUUCAGAAAGGAAUCACUUCUGCAGCUGAUGUUACUGAGGAAUACGUGGCAGAGUAUCGGUCUAUUAAGAAUAUUUCUACUGUUGUAGAUACGUCCAUUGAAGAACCUGGGUUUCUAAAUUCAUCACAAACUAUGACCUGUGAAAAGAUCGUUAUGGAUGUGCAGCCAGACAUAGAGGAGAUGCAAGGGGCAAGCCAACCAGUGGAUAAACUGACAAGCGUUUCCGUCAGCAUUAGGGAUGCUCUAAGCAAGGUUGAACCCAUCUUCUGCGAAACAGGAUACUCAACUUGCCUAAGCCCAACACUGCGAUAUUCAUUUCGUGCAAGUGCACCUCAUUCAGUGCGUUCAAAACAGAGAAAUACGCAGAUAAGCACACCUACGGAUAAGCUGGGUAGAAAGAGUGGGAAAAAGCCCCGACGACCAUAUACUGCAGAAGAAUAUGGGGAACUUCGGCGUACUCUUCGUGACGCUGAGCUGAAAAUGAGACAUUUUCGAGCCUGCAUGAACACG